Messenger RNA from Tachysurus vachellii, 3673 nucleotides. It is a transcript of the gene ctdsplb, whose product is annotated as CTD (carboxy-terminal domain, RNA polymerase II, polypeptide A) small phosphatase-like b. The record is from RefSeq and is a predicted model, not a curated record. The coding region runs from base 647 to 1483 and encodes 278 amino acids. Gene Ontology annotation, molecular function: RNA polymerase II CTD heptapeptide repeat phosphatase activity. The transcript has 8 exons. Lineage: Eukaryota; Metazoa; Chordata; Actinopteri; Siluriformes; Bagridae.
CCUCCUGCUGUGUCUGCGAUGUAGCUGAUGAAUUUUAAACACUCACCGCCACCAUAUUGGAACUAGAAUACUGAAAACACGGACAUUGCAAUAACAGCUUUAGAUGAUAACUCGAUUUAUUAUUUCGUUCAUGGUCACCGGAAUCCCCCAUUUUUUAAUUCUUUUUGGACCGGUCCAUGUUUAUGGGCAUUGAGGUAAAUAGUAAACUCGCAGUUUGUCAACUAUCUUGUAGCGAAGAUUUAACUAGUCAGAUAACUAAAGCAACAGGGCGCUUAUUUAUUUAUAUAUAUGUACACACAUGUGUAUAUAUAUAGAAAACGUAGACGAAUAUUUUUAUGUGGACACUUUUUUGCUCAGUCUAGUAACACAGGUUUUGAGAGAUAGCUAAUCUAAGCUAAGCUAAUCCUGCGCGCGCGCUACUUCGAGUCAAGUUAGCACAAUAAAAAACAACCACGCAGCUAGCCGGUUAGCUAAUCAAUGCAUGUAAUGGUUAGUGGACUAGAGACAUGAUUUAUUAGGAACCGCUGCCGCCAGUCCGCGUUUACUUUCGCGAUUAACCUUUUCUAGCUACGUCUACGCACUCGGGGUGGAGAACAUAACGUUAUAACUAGCUUAGCUUAGCAAACAGGAAGAACCUGUCGUUUCCAUGGACAACACGUCCAUCAUAACGCAAGUUACAAAUCCAAAAGAGGAGGAGAGCCUAUCGUCAAAUCCUGAAAAAGUUUCGCUGUCCAGCAGCAGCUUGAAGAAGAAAACUCACCGCAGUUUAUUCAGCUCCUUCUUCUGCUGCCUGCGGAGUUAUGAAGCCGAUCCUCCUGCCAGCACCAACAACAACACCAGCAGCCCUCUGCCUCCGCCAGUGGAGGAGAACGGAGCGCCACCGAAGUGUGAGCAGGCUGAGGUCAUCCCUGUGCCUGGUCCUCCAGAGAAAUACCUCCUCCCUGAGGUCAACAUCAACGACUACGGAAAGAAGUGUGUGGUGAUAGACCUGGACGAGACUCUGGUGCACAGUUCCUUUAAGCCUAUUAGUAAUGCCGAUUUCAUCGUUCCUGUGGAGAUCGACGGCACGGUGCAUCAGGUGUACGUCCUGAAGCGACCGCACGUGGACGAGUUCCUGCAGAAGAUGGGAGAAUUGUUCGAAUGCGUGCUCUUCACAGCCAGCCUUGCCAAGUACGCUGACCCCGUGGCUGACCUGCUGGACCAGUGGGGUGUAUUUCGGGCGCGACUCUUCCGCGAAUCCUGCGUGUUCCACAGAGGAAACUACGUCAAAGACCUGAGUCGGCUCGGCAGAGAGCUGCACAACGUCAUCAUUGUGGACAACUCACCAGCCUCCUACAUCUUCCACCCUGAGAACGCUGUUCCCGUGCAGUCGUGGUUCGAUGACAUGACCGACUCCGAGCUGCUGGACCUGCUUCCGUUCUUUGAAGGACUGAGCAAGGAAGAGGACGUGUAUGGAGUUCUGCAGAACCUCAGAGGCAGGUAGCAAGCUGCAACCUUCCUGCCUUACAUGGGCAAAGCAAAGAGGUCGGAGGGCAAAGGGCAUCCCUGCUCUCAUGGACUUCACCUCCCAGCAGCCCACUGCUCACUACACAGGAAGCGCCGACGCCUCCGAACACCGACUCCGAACGCCCACUACGGACCUUUUACAGCUCACGAGAGACCCACAAUGCUUAAGUGCUUAAUAAUAAACCAAAAAAACGCCAAACCCCUUCUUUUCCCUUAAGGAUAGAAAGAGAAUCCAGAUAUUUGGGUUGAUUCUAUGCAGGCGUUAAAGGACUGUGGGUUUUCUUUCCUCUUCGCUGACCCAACAAAGUGCCUUUUUUGAAUGUCAUUUUUACUGGGAAAACAUUUUUGUACAUGAAAAUAUUUCCAGAGAUUUUCAGAAUUCUACUCUUUAAAAACAGAGACAGGUUAUUAUUUUUUGUUAAAGGCAGUGUUAUCGAAGGCUGGAAGUUCUUUUGUCUUUCCUUUAAUCGCCUCCAUCAGUGUUUUUGUUUCUCUUUCACUCGCGCCAUUAUAUAUUGACCGUUUAUAGACGUGCGGACGUUUUGUCUCGUAAAAGCAAAGGAACGAAUUUGCACUCGUUCACCGUACACACUGCUACGGCUCCUUCGGUUUGGUUCGUGAGAUGAGGAAUAAUCGGAGACGGCAGGAAAACAUUAUUUCACGCCGAGGCUUGUUUUGUUUUUACCGGGUUGUUGAAUUUUAGCUGCGAUGCUACAAAACAUGCUGACAAUCAUGUCUGGCUGUUUCAGGCUCGUCCGGUGAACAUUUGCGCGCUUGUUAUGGAUCAGCUGACUUUUAGUUUGUGUUUUUACGUUGCGUUUUAAAGCUGGUGUAACGUAGCCACCGUGCACAUCCACUUCAUUUUACAUGUGUAUAUAACAAUAAAGAGCGGUCGGGAGAAUCGCAUCCGGGUCGUGACAGGAUGCAACAAUUUGCCAACGUGUCCCUCAGGUGUUUGCUGAUAUUUUCUUUCCCGUCGUCGCAUCAGUCUAUAAUCUAAUCUUUUUAGGCCGAGACCGCGGUUCUUUCUAGAGCUUUAUUGUUUGCCCAGCAGCAUCCCUUUUUUAAUAAGCGGAAUAAGAUUUUGCGCUCUAUACCUUAGCAAACAUGCCUGCUGUUUAGUUCCAUCAGUUUCUUUGCUUUAUUUUGUAUUUUUCAUCACUUGAGCGUUCAAACUCUCUUUCUGAGCUGCACCCUGCUGCUGCUAUGGCACACCGGACUUCAGUACCUCACACACACAGCGCCCCAUCUCACUGCUCUGGUGUGUGUGUGAGAGAGAAAGAGAACGACCGAGAGCAGUGAAGGUCCAACCGCUGAUUAGUUUGGAGCAGUGUAGAGGUGCUUCUUGGCUCUCUCUCUCUGUGUGUGUGUGUGUGUGUGUGUGUGUGUGUUAAGCCUCUCUCACCAUGGUGCCUAGGAGAGGAGCAGCGGUGUAUCAGAGCUGCAAAACACGCAAUAACACCUCUGUAUUUUUUGUUGUUGUUUUGUUUUCUUGUACACACUACACCACGACCAGUUCGCAUUAAUUUCCCAUUUUUACACAAUUUUUAUUUUGUUGUGCUAAUGCCCCUCCCUCCUCCUCCCAACUUCUUCCUCCUCUUUCUCUGUUUUUCAGUUUGCUAAAUUGUCAUUACAAUGACAAAGUAUUUCAUUACAAUCAGGCACCUUUUUAAUGACCCUGCUGCUGCUGCUGUUUUUUUUUUUUUUUCUUCUUCUUUCCUGAUUUGAACCCUGUGUGUGGUUUCUGCUUUUCAGAACCAGUGUCAGAUUUAGUUUCCCCUUCACAUAAAACAAGGAGGAGCACUUUCGGUGUCGGUCAACAAUGUUUUAUUAUUAUUGUUGUUCUUUCAGCUUUUGUUUUCUUUUUUUCCCUCACUAAUAUUUAAAGGCACAACUAGUUAUCGUGUCAAGAUUACGUUUAGACUUGUUAAGCAUUACAUCCACUUGGGGUUCCAUUUUUGUUUUUGUUUAUUUUACAUUUCUUUCUUUUUUUUUCUUUUUUUUUUGGAAAGCCAUGUAGACAUUCAGUGCAGCUCUGAAAAUCAGUGACAAGAUUCUGCACAAUGCCACGUUUGCAGUCUGUUUCAAGGUGAUGUGAUCCAUGGUUUGUUGCAAAUUUUCUUCCAAACUAUGAUGUUAUAUUAAAGCACCUUUUUAGAAAAGAAAA